Messenger RNA from Drosophila eugracilis, 2108 nucleotides. It is a transcript of the gene Hexo1, whose product is annotated as chitooligosaccharidolytic beta-N-acetylglucosaminidase. The transcript has 3 exons. Gene Ontology annotation, cellular component: membrane. Gene Ontology annotation, biological process: ganglioside catabolic process; carbohydrate metabolic process; glycosaminoglycan metabolic process. The record is from RefSeq and is a predicted model, not a curated record. The coding region runs from base 150 to 1964 and encodes 604 amino acids. Gene Ontology annotation, molecular function: beta-N-acetylhexosaminidase activity. NCBI's taxonomy places the organism in Eukaryota, Metazoa, Arthropoda, Insecta, Diptera, Drosophilidae.
UUUGUUUACUCGACUUGACUCUUCAGCACGGACAAUGAGCUCUCUACUCGGCGGCUAAAAACUUGUUUUGAAAUACUCAAAUUGUUUAAUUAUAAUUCCCAAAGCAUUCGCCAGUUGGCUUUGAGAGUUUCUGUGCUGAGGUUGGCGAAAUGAAGCGGACAGCACUAGGAGUGGCGUUGCUCCUGGCCCUGGUGGCUAACCUUACGGCCCACAGCUCAGAUGACUUAGUUUACGGGUAUGAGUGUCGUAGUGGUCUCUGCCAAAAGGUGGAGCUCAGCGAGAAGAACUACGCCAAGGCCAUCAGCAUGCCUGUAUGCCGGCUUUUCUGCGGCAGUUCCAUCGGCACCCUGUGGCCCAAACCUACGGGUGCAGUGCGUCUGGACACACUGAUGCGCCAGGUGGACAUCUCCUUUAUCGACUUUAAUGUCAAUGGCACGUCCCGCCAGCAGAAGCUGUGGCGAGCGGCUGAAGACCGUUUCAUGGACAUGUUGGAAGCUCAGAUCCCGGAUCGCAAGAUCCUCGCCCGAGGUGGCUAUCGUAUGUCUGUUAAUUUUAACAUCCCGGAUGAGCCUGCAACGGCCAGACUUACCCUGGAAACGGAUGAAAGCUAUACCUUGGAUAUUGAUACGGAUACCUCGGGUCAUGUUCUGGCCAACAUUACAGCGGCAAACUUCUUUGGAGCCCGCCAUGGUCUGGAGACCCUAGCCCAGCUGAUAGUUUACGACGAUAUUCGCCGCGAAGUUCAGGUCGUUGCCAAUGCCACCAUUACUGAUUCACCGGCUUACAAGUGGCGUGGCUUGCUGCUAGACACCUCCCGUAACUACUACUCUGUAAAGUCCAUAAAGAGAACAUUGGAGGGCAUGGCUCUGGUCAAACUAAACACCUUCCACUGGCACAUCACGGACUCGCAUAGCUUCCCAUUGGAGGUGAGAAAGCGCCCGGAACUGCACAAGCUGGGAGCCUAUUCCCAACGACAAGUGUACACUCGUCGGGAUGUGGCCGAAGUUGUGGAGUACGGACGGGUUCGCGGUAUCCGUGUUAUGCCAGAGUUCGACGCCCCUGCCCAUGUGGGUGAGGGUUGGCAGCACAAGAACAUGACCGCCUGUUUCAAUGCCCAGCCAUGGAAGUCUUUCUGCGUGGAACCACCAUGUGGCCAACUGGAUCCCACUGUGAAGGAGAUGUACGAUGUGCUGGAAGACAUUUACGGUACUAUGUUUGAGCAGUUUAACCCCGAUGUCUUCCACAUGGGCGGAGAUGAGGUGUCUACAAAUUGCUGGAAUAGCAGCAAGCCCAUUCAGAAGUGGAUGAAGAAGCAGGGCUGGGGUCUGGAGACCGCCGACUUUAUGCGCUUGUGGGGACACUUCCAGACGGAGGCACUCGGACGUGUUGACAAGGUUGCCAAUGGCACACAAACGCCCAUUAUCUUGUGGACCAGUGGACUCACAGAAGAACCCUUCAUUGACCAAUAUCUAAACCCGGAGCGUUACAUCAUUCAGAUCUGGACUACUGGUGUCGAUCCUAAGGUAAAGAAGAUCCUCGAGCGUGGCUAUAAGAUUAUAGUGUCCAACUAUGAUGCUUUGUACUUGGACUGCGGGGGAGCUGGCUGGGUAACUGAUGGCAACAACUGGUGCUCUCCCUACAUUGGCUGGCAGAAGGUGUACGACAACAGCUUGAAAUCCAUUGCUGGCGACUACGAGCACCAUGUCCUGGGCGCUGAGGGUGCUAUUUGGUCUGAACAGAUUGAUGAGCAUACGCUUGACAACCGCUUCUGGCCCAGGGCCAGUGCCUUGGCAGAACGUUUGUGGUCGGAUCCUUCCGAGGGCUGGCGCCAGGCCGAGUCUCGACUGCUGCUGCACCGCCAGAGGCUGGUGGACAACGGUCUGGGUGCUGAAGCCAUGCAGCCACAGUGGUGCCUGCAGAACGAGCAUGAGUGUCCUAUUGACGCGUACGAUGCACAAGUUUGAUUGGCGAUUAAGUCUUUCCUCUUAACAGUCGCUAUCCUUAUAGAUGUAGUCGGGGCGGCGGGCGGAUUUGGGUGAUGGCAAUGUUCGUACUCACAUCGCUCUCCGUCUGAAAAUAAACCACAGCUCAAAGAUGGCCUUACGCAA